Molecule: messenger RNA, 2988 nt
Organism: Fusarium sp. VM40
Lineage: Eukaryota; Fungi; Ascomycota; Sordariomycetes; Hypocreales; Nectriaceae
Source: the annotation of a GenBank genome assembly
AUGAGUCCGCCAAACUCGAACCGUCCCAGUGGAGACGAUGACAGUAUAACAAUACACAGUCUCGAUCAAUCACCAAACCAAGACCCUGAAAAACAACCUAGUUUGGAACAAGACACAGGUGCUCCUUAUUCAAUCUUUACCAAAUGGGAGAAACGUUUCAUCGUUCUGGCUGCAUCAGCAACAGCCAUGUUUUCGCCCAUGACAGCCCAGAUAUAUUUCCCUGCACUACCAGCUAUCUCCAAAGACUUGGGUGUUACUACGUCGCAGAUCAACCUCACUGUCACCACUUACAUGAUCUUCCAAGGGAUCACACCCAUGUUUAUUGGGUCGCUGGCUGAUAGUGGUGGAAGACGACCUGCGUAUAUAGUAUGCUUCACCAUUUAUAUUGCAGCCAAUAUCGGACUUGCUCUCGCGCCAAGCUAUGGUGUUCUUCUUGGACUUCGAUGUCUUCAGUCUGCUGGCUCUGCUAGCACUGUUGCUCUCUGCGUCGCUGUGGUGGCAGAUGUUGUGACUUCUGCUGAGAGAGGUAACUAUAUCGGCCUGACCGCUGUUCCUAGUGUGCUAGGCCCAUCAUUGGGUCCUGUCAUCGGUGGUCUUCUCGCCGAGUAUCUAGGCUGGCGUUCCAUCUUCUGGUUUCUCGCCAUAUUCGCCGGUGUUGCUAUGGCUCUCAUUGUCUUGUUCUACCCAGAGACAUGCCGUCAAAUCGUAGGAGACGGCUCUCUUACUCCGCCGUUGAUGUAUCGUUCAGUAUGGCAGAUUCUCAAAUCCCGACGGACAAGAGCCCAGUCGGACAAGACGGGUCUAAGUCGACAGGUCUCCGCCGCUUCCACGGUCAAGUUCAAGUUCAAAGCACCCAAUGUUCUCGAAUCUGUGCUAAUGCUUUUCGAGAAAGAGAUGGGCCUACUUCUCGGUUUCUGCAGCAUCUGCUUCUCGGGCUUUUACUGCGUAGCGACCGCGAUGCCGACUCUAUUUGCGGACAUCUAUGGCUUCAAUGAAGUCCAAAACGGGUUGAUGUUUCUUCCCCUAGCAGCCGGCUCUGUCAUUGCAGCCUUCAUCGUGGGUGCUUUCACCAAUCGCAACUUCAAGCGUCACUGUGAGAAGCUAGGUAUUCCAUACGAGCGAAGUAAGCAACAGGAUCUCUCCGAUUUUCCCAUUGAGCGUGCUCGCUUAGAGAUCGGGUUCCCUCUCCUUAUACUCUCAGCCGUUGCCGUCAUCGGCUGGGGAUGGGCAGUCCACGCCAAGACUCAUGUCGCUGUUCCAUGCGUACUGAGCGCCUUUUUUGGCGUAGGCGUCGUCGGCUUCAACAACACGGUCAAUUCGUUGCUUGUAGACAUCAACCCUGGGAAGGCUGGAACUGCGACUGCGGCGAAUAACUUGACGCGAUGCCUGGUGGGAGCUGGAGCCAGUGCAGCGAUCAUACCCAUGAUUGAUGCCAUGGGCACAGGCUGGGCCUUUACUCUGGUUCUCUUCCGAGUAAUCUCCUGCCUCUUCGUCCUGGUAGCCUCAAUCAUCGUUUACAGGCUAUACUUCCAUCCCUUGGCACGUGUGCCUGGGCCGAGAUUUGCUGCUGUAUCAAGCUUUUGGCAUGCGUAUCAUGCUAGAAAUGGACGUAUGGCUCUUCUGGGAAAGACUUUACAUCGUCGAUAUGGAUCUGUUGUGCGGGUUGGGCCUAACGAGGUUUGGUUCAAUAGCAAGGAAGCUUUUCAGGCGAUUUACAGUAGCGGAAGCGGCUAUGAGAAAUCUGACUUUUACUUGGCGACGGCCUUAAGCAAGCCGCAUAUUGACUGGCAACUCAACCCACAGUUUCCAGACACUCUCGAUCUUCUAUCAGAGAGAGAUGUGAGGCGCUACCGUCUUCAACGUCGACUCAUUGGUCCUGUAUACCAAACUUCCAAUCUCAUACAAUAUGAAGCAGCCAUAGACGAGGUCCUUACGCGCUCUGUCGCCAAGCUCAAGAGUUUGAAGGGCGCACCAGUCGAACUUAACGAGUGGAUGCAUAUCAUCGCCGUAGAAUGCCUCGGCGCAAUUGUUCUGUCGUGGUCACCAGGUUUGCUGAAAAACGGCACCGAUAAUGGCUCGGGGGCGCACGCAUACCAUGGUUGGAGACGAAAGAGUGUCUUUGGGCUGUUCCCUACUGUCACCAAGCUGGAGUUUCUAUACAAGUCAAUCGGACGACUCUUCAGCACGAUUUGGGGCGUCAACUUCCAACCACCCAAGGACUUCCGACCGUUCUUCCCAGAUGUUGGGAAAAGAGUCUCGCGGCGGGUCAACGUAGCCACAAAAUCCAAAAUCAACAAAGAUGAUCGCCGAGAUCUCCUUGCGGAUUUGAUUCAAUUGCAUAGGACCAAGACCGAGUUCGCAGAAAUCUAUCUUCGUAAGAUGGCUGUGACCAACUUCGGCGCUGGGCAUGAGACUAUGGCAUCGACUCUAACCUCCAUUCUCGCAUUGCUGGGCUCACAUGGCGACAUUCAAGCACGAGUUUACCACGAGGUUCUCGAUACAAGCGAUUCAACUCAGUAUUACACUGCAACACGCCUGCCAGAGACACAAUCCCUCAUCAAAGAAGCUAAGCGACUAUACCCCGUCAUCAGCAUGUCACUGCCACGUAAAGUUCCCACUGGCGGUCUUCACUUACACGGCUAUUAUUUCCCACCAAGCACGACUGUGGGAUGUAAUCCAGUUGCUCUGCACCGCAACACGGAUGUAUUUGGCUCUGAUUCCGAUCAAUUCAACCCAGACCGCUGGCUAACUGCAGGUCCCGACACAGCACGCAACAUGGAGCGCAUAAGUCUAAGCUGGGGCGGCGGUUCGAGAACAUGUCCCGGGCGGCAUUUGGCAGAGCUGGUCGUCUUCAAAGUCAUUCCUGCUUUGGUGAAGGAGUUCAAAAUCGAGACUACCUUGCCGCCUGAAGACCAAGCUCGCUCGUAUUUCUUGUCUAUGAUGACGGGAGUUAAGGCCCGAUUCAUCGAGCGAGGGCCAUCAGAAUAA